Molecule: messenger RNA, 378 nt
Organism: Penicillium subrubescens
Lineage: Eukaryota; Fungi; Ascomycota; Eurotiomycetes; Eurotiales; Aspergillaceae
Product: GMC family oxidoreductase
Exons: 1
Coding region: 1-378 (125 amino acids)
Molecular function (GO): flavin adenine dinucleotide binding; oxidoreductase activity, acting on CH-OH group of donors
Source: RefSeq, a predicted model, not a curated record
AUGCGCAGCCCCGCCUUCAAAGACUAUUUCGAUCCCGUCCUCACAAACGACCAUCCUAGUUCAUACUGGUGGCCCGACUCAAGCAGUGACGUUGCAAAUAUCACCGACGAGCAACUCCUGCACUUCAUGGAUGAGAAGGCGUUUACUUUGCAUCACCCCGUUGGCUCGGCGCGUAUGGGCCCGUCUCCAGCCACCAGCGUUGUUGAUCUGGAUUGCCGCGUGCAUGGCGUCAAGGGUCUGCGUAUCAUGGAUGCUAGCAUUUUCCCGGAACAGGCCAGUGGGCAUCCUCCUGCACCUGUUGCUGCUAUGGCGGCAAAGUUGAGUGCGAUCAUUAUCGACGAGAAUACUGCGAGUACUCGGGUUGGAGCGAAUUUGUGA